AUGAGUGAAACGCCUUCAACCAGUUACUCAGUGAAUCAGCCAAACUCCUCUGAGAGUGAACAGACUUUAUCCACACGCCAUUUCAAUGUCACCGAACCUGUUGUGGCCAAACGAAUCUGUUUCUACAAAAGUGGAGAUCCUCAGUUUAAUGGGAUUAAAAUGGUCGUUAACAAUCGGUCUUACAAGACAUUUGAUGCCUUGCUUGAUAGUUUAUCCAAACGGGUCCCAUUACCUUUUGGGGUGAGGAAUAUUAGCACACCAAAAGGGAGACACAUCAUCACCAAUCUGGAGGAUCUUGAAGAUGGAAAAUCUUAUAUUUGUUCCCAUCAGAGGAAAAUGAAACCCAUCAACCUUGAACGGGCUAGGAAAAAGCCACUGCCCUGGCAGAUCAGCAGGCCUGUCAGCGCUCGUCGUCGAGCUGUGCAGUUAGCAAAGGAGAGCGAAGAUGGCUUUGGCCAGAAAGAAAGAAAAGUAACAACUCCUAAAAAGCUACUUGUUUUCAAAAACGGUGAUGUAAGACUCAGGCGUACCAUAGUUCUGGGAAAGAAAAAUACACAGACCUUUGAGGCCUUUCUAGAUUAUAUGAGUGAAUUAAUGCAGUAUCCAGUUGUGAAACUAUACACCACUGAUGGCAGAAAGGUUCCUAAUCUUCAGGCCCUGAUAUUGUGCUCUGGAGCUGUAGUCGCAGCAGGGAGAGAGCCUUUUAAACCAAGCAAUUACGAUCCUCUUGGGUAUUCACGGCCUGCCAGAUUGCUUGGAAUUGCAAAUCGCGUGUACCCAAAAGUCAAGUCGGAGAGUGAAAAUAUGAGAGCUGAAAUUGCCUCUAGCUCAAGAUCACAGAUACUCUCAAUUUCUUCUGAUAAAGGGUCCAGCAAUGAAAACAACACAAAUGAUAACAACUCAGAUUCUUCCUAUGCUCCUGACAGUUAUAAAGGUGCAGUAGGAAAUCAGUCACUUACUGAUGAAGAUUUAUCUGUAGCACAGUAUGAAGAUGACAUUGAGAAAUCUGUUCACGUUAAUCAAGAUGGCAGUAUGACAGUAGAAAUGAAAGUUCGAUUCAAAAUUAAAGAGGAAGAAACUAUAAAAUGGACGACCACUGUCAGCCGUGCUGGCCUUUCUGACGACAAAAAUAUUAACAUUUGCAAUUCUGCAACAGGUGCAGAAGACUGUUUAUCUGAUGUAAAUAUAUCAGCGUGUAUAAAACCAAAAGAGGCUCCAUUUUUGGAGAGCUACAAUAAUGAAGUGGGAGUCUCGCUGCAACAGUUCAAUGCAGAAGUGUCAGACAAAGAAUCAGAGUCUGAUUUAAAAACUGCUGAUUGUAGUGCCUGUCAGACAAAUGCGUCUGCAGACCUAGAUGUAAGUAAUGUAUCUGAGAAUAAAACAAGACCUCGUUUUUAUAGGCCUCCCACUCCUGGGCCAAGACGUGUUAGACAAAAGAAAGCAGUAGUUGAAAGUGUCACCCUGGUAUCUGAGAAGGAGGUUAAGGAGAAGACAAUAGGACAGUUUUCCUACAGUGAGGAAAUACAGGAUGGUGAAAGCAAAUCUGAGUAUUGUAUGGUUGCUCAUUCAAGCAGCAAAAAAUCAAGCAUUGGUAAUCCAAAGUUUAGUGAAGUGAGUGACAAUGAUUUAUUAAAGGUUUCUUCAGAGAGCAUGAAGAAAGAAGAAAUGCUUUUUAAAGUAAGUCACAAAAGUCAUGAUUUAAUAAAAACCUCAAAUAGUAAGAAAUUAGAUGUGCCUGAUGAGGAUGGAUUAUUACAGAAAAUAUUAGAGAAAUCAGUAGUAGAACAAGGUACAUAUAAUAGUUUAGUAUCAGCCUACAAAGCUAACAUCAGUGGUUUUAUACCGUCAUCAAAAAUCUACCAGGGAACUAGGCCAGUUUCUGCAGACAAUAUCCAUGAGAUGUGUGAUCUUAAACAAACAAAAAGAUCACUGAGUUCUUUUAUUAGCUAUUCAGAAUUAUUUCAGGCAAAAAAUGAAGAAAGAAAACAUAAAACUUCUGAUUUAUUAUGUUUUUCUCAAAAUUCAAUGCAUUCAGCCUGUCCCGUACAGAAUCAGACAAAGAUGAUGGGACCUCCAUCCGGUAAAGUUCCCGUUGAGAAAAUAGAUCCAAAAACUGGAUUCUUUCCUACUGUUACUGAAAGUGAGAAUCAAAUCAGUGUCAUGACUGAAUCUGUAAUGGCAACAUAUCCCACUGAUGACAGCCAGCCUGCAUCUUCCCUCACCAAAAAGAAGAAGAGAAAAUCAUUGUCUAACUUUCGAGAACAAGAUAUACAUGAAAAUCAAAAAGAUAAAGAAGACUUGGGGAUAAUUAAAAGUCAGGGAAUAUAUAUCACAAGCAAGAACACACAGAAUUCCACAAUACAGGCCAUGGAUAAUUAUUCUGAAAUACCUCAGAAAAAAGGAAUAGAAUCUUUUGUUGAAACUAGUGAUGUAUCUGUUAAUUCAGACAAAAGCAUAUGUCCUGAAGAUGAUUUUUAUCACCAGGUUUCAGCAGAACACCAACAAAAUGGAUUAUUUAAUAAGAAAAUAAGAGCUAAUAGGCAAUUGACCAAAAUAAAAUCAAAGUCAGGCCAAAAAAAUACUUUGGUUUUGUCUGCAAAGCAUGAAGAUAGUCUAAUGAUAGCUGAAUCGAAAACUGAAACUGAACACAGUCAAGAUACAGUGAGUAUUGAGAAAGAAGGCACACACUGCACAACCAAUUCUUUCGAACAGACAUCUAGUCAAUCAAAGAUAUCAAAGCCAUUGUCAGAAGUGUCAAAGAAUCAUAACUUAGAAAAAGAAAAGGAGAAUAAUAUUUUGGAAAAUUUGUCAUCAAAGAAAGAGAAAAAGCAAAAGAGAAUUAAGAAGAAUCUAAGCAAAGCAACAAGUAAAUUAAGUAUGUCAGAGCCCUUACAUGCCCUUACAUUAGAGCCCCUGAAAAUCCCUGAGGAUUUUCAAGAUGAGGUUGCUGAGCAUUCACCUGAAAACUAUGUUCACACAUGGCUGAAAAACGUGUUACCAAAUGCUGUUUUACCCCCUAUAAACAAAAAAGGGAAUGUAGAGAAUAGCAAUGUCUGUCCUAUUCCUAAAGAAAAUAUUGAUGCUUUUAUUGACAAAGAAACCAAAUUUAUCAAAAAUAAAAUGCAUGUGAUGAGAAAAAAUACACUAAUUGAACAUAAUCUAACCAAAAAAACAUUAACACCUCUUUGUGAAUUGGAAGCUAUUGAAGAAUCAGCAAAACAUUCAUGUGGAAGACAGACUGACUCUUUGGUUAAUGCUAAUACAGCUGUAAUAGGAGAAGCUAAGUAUUUACUACAGUCAGAUUUCCAUCAUGGCACUAAACUACAGAUGUUUCAUGAAACACAUGACAAAGACAAAAAGAAGUCAAAAGCUGAUAUUCAAGAUACCAAUCUGUAUCAAAGAAAAAGUUCUGAAGUUGCUGUUCAAGUUGAUUCCCCAGUUGUCAGUGAGAAAAUGGGAAUUGAUAUUCAGAGUAGCUGCAUGUCCAGCAUGUUGCUGUGUGAAUUGCAAUCAACUUUGCUUGGUCUCCAGAAAGAACAUAAUGGAUGUAUAGGUAAAGCAUGUAGCCUUUCAGAUCUUUCUCCUUCAAUUUUUGGUUCUUCCAAUCUCCUCCUAGCAUGGCUACUUGUACUGAGUCUGAGAGAGAGUUUGAUUGGCACAAUCAAAGAUGAUAUGCAAAAAACUACCUGUAACUGUUCAGAAAUACUUACACAGUUACCAUUUCUGAAACAAACUACAGUCACAGAAAAAAUUGAUGAAUUGAAGGCUGCUGUCUCACAUUUUGAACAAUCAAGAGAAAACAACUUACUACAGUUUGGGAGGGAACUCAAAAAACAGGACUCUACAUGUUGCCAUGAAAAUAUGCCCAUAUCUGAAAAUCAUAAUGAACACCAAAACUUCCACGAAAAUGAAAACUCGGAUGAAUCCUGUUUUCCAAAGGACAGUAUAAAUUCUGAAGAAGCUCAAAAAUUUGCUGGUGAAUUAGAAAGCUGUUCUGAUAUACAGAAAGAGCUUUCUAUAGCAACAAAGACUUCAGAUCUAAAUGAUUUCAGUGGUCCCCAGACACUGCUAUAUGGUAAAUAUACUGAUACUAAUCCAGAUAAUUGUAGCCUUAUGUCAGCUGUAAAGCCACCUGAAAGAAAAGAAGAAAUGGCUGAUAGCUCAUUACAACAAUCUCAAGAUACCAAUGAAUCACUUAAUAAUGAACAGUCAGGAACUUCAGUAGAGCCUAACUCAACUGUUGCUAGAGUAACUUCUAAUGCCAAAAAUAGUAGUUUAGAUCAGGUUACUUCUGAGGUAGUAAGUGAAAAAAAUAUCACACAUGUUACUAUCAAUAAAAGCAAAGAUGAGAACAUUGCCCCCGAAUCAGCAGGUAAUGAUGAAAAACCAAAUAACCAACUUAAACGAACUUCUGACAUCUCUACAGAAUAUGAUUAUGAGGAUGAUUCUGUACAGGAAGAAAAGAAAGAAACAGAAACUUAUGAGGAAACCUCUGAGAGGUUAUCUACACCUUCUCCAUUAUCUUUUUGUUAUGAAUCUAAACAAAUUACAGAAUGUGAUAUGAGUGAAGGAGAACAGAAAUUACAAGUAGAAGAGCUGGAGAAUAGAACAUGUUCGGAUAUUUCUCGAUUAAAAAAAUGCUUAAAAAGUCCUGCUACAUCAGACUGGUCAGAUUACAGACCUGACAGUGAAGAGAGUGAUUGUAACUUUAGAGCAUCCAGUGAUUUGACCAAUGAAAGUGGGGAAGAAGCAGUACUUGAAAAACAUUAUAACACUGGCUAUGUAAAAAGGACUAUUGAACGACUUUAUGGUAAGACAGAAGCUUCAUUUAAGCCUAACUUUCACACAGGAGUUCCUUAUAUGUCCAAAGUAUUUCAAAAAGAUACUGAAGAAUUCCACUCUACAGUGGUGGAAAAAAAAGUUUCUCUUUUUCAAGAACCUAGGUCUUCUUCUGCAGAGAAAUUGUCACUUCCACUGCCAUCACAAGAAUUUCCAGAAACCAUAAACAAAGGAGAAGAUAUUUCUUUAGCAGCACCACAUCCUAAACUUAAUGAAGAAGAGACAAUUUAUAUUAAUGACUGUCCAGGGGAAUGUCCAAAGCAAUGUUGUCAACCUUGUAUACAUGCUAAUGAAGAUGAGGGAAUAUUGAUUGAUAAAGGCAAAUGGCUUCUUAAAGAAAAUCAUUUGAUCAGAAGAUCACCACCUGAAAGGAUUGGAAUGUAUGGUAAUUUGGAUACAACAUCAACAGACACUAUGCUUGAUACUAAUAGUGAAGAUGCUCCGUACUCGCACUUCGGCAAUCUGACUCAAUAUCCAAUCCUCAAAGAAAUCUCUUCUUCAGAACUUGAAGAUUUGGUUAAACCUUCUGGAAAUGUUUGUAACUACUUCAACAUACCGCACAGUAGUGAUUCAGACCCUUUUCUGGAUGACUUGAAUACAAAAAGCAAACCUAGCCUCAGCUGUAAAAUCGCCUCUCUUCCCGUAGGAAACAAAGAAAAGAUCAACCCGUCAGUAAUGGUAUGCUCUACUUCUAAAUGUCUUUCCACAGAGGCUAAUACCAGUUUUCCACCCUUUACAUCUGCGGAAUUUAGAUUGCCUGAUAACAAGGUGCAUCCAUUAAAACAGCCUUUAAAUGAUGAACCCAUACAAUCUCAGCCAACUGAUGUCAGUAAUGCUAACAGAAGUGCUCUUCAGGAAGAAGAUUCUUUGGAUAAGCUCCAUGCAAUAUGUGGCCAACAUUGUCCAAUAUUAAUGGCAUUAGUAACACCAAUUAAUGAGGAACAGAGAGGAUAUGCCUACCAAAAGGCAUCUGACCUUGAGAACCAGCUAGAUCUGUGUUCAUUGGCCAGGAAGAGUCAGCAUUUACCAUGGUCAGGCAAAGAUUUAAUAAAAGAUGAAAAUAGUCAUGUAGCUAUGAAGAAUAACUGUAUCAGUAAGAUUGCCAAUAAUAUUUUUAAUAGGUUUUAUGCUAAUAACAUGUUAGAUUUCAUUAGUAACUUUGAGGUUCUUACAUCUUCAACCCUGAAAGACAGAAGCAAUUUAGGGAAGUUAUGUGUUAUAGAGGAUAUGAAUGCAAAUCCUGUGGAGAUCACCAAUUGUCAAAAUAGCAUAUCCAAACGUGCACUCAAUGAUGUAGCAGUAAGCACAAAUAGUGAGCUACCAGACACAAAACAAAAAAUACGCCAAAGUUUAAGAAUAACUCUAAUUCAUAUUGUUGAAGAAAAAUUAUCUCCCUUACUGGCAGAUCCAGCAGAAACUUGUCAUCCUGAAAUAUUCUUGAAGUGUGAAACUUCUUUAAAUAGCAUUGAACAUAAUGCCUCUGAAAUUCUGAAAAAUGAAAAUGCCUUUCCUACAGGAGAAGAUGAAGAAGGUAUUUUCUUCUGUGCCAUGGACAAUGGAAACAGCAAAGAAAAGAAAGAUAUAUAA
Molecule: messenger RNA, 6426 nt
Organism: Rhea pennata
Lineage: Eukaryota; Metazoa; Chordata; Aves; Rheiformes; Rheidae
Product: oxygen-regulated protein 1-like
Exons: 3
Coding region: 1-6426 (2141 amino acids)
Biological process (GO): axoneme assembly; photoreceptor cell development; retina development in camera-type eye
Cellular component (GO): axoneme
Source: RefSeq, a predicted model, not a curated record